ACAUUUCCUCUAAGUUAGGUUCUACAUGUAGCAAGAUGGGCGAGUCCACUUUCUGUCUCCGGAUCGAACCGAGCUGAGUUGAUUAACUUCUUUUUUUACUAGAAUCCCCCUUCGUUCACCCUUUUCAAAGGACCUCUGUCAUUUAUUAAACAUUUCAUCAAUAUUAGAGUAUUACUGGUACCUGGAAACUUUACCAACACAGGAUGAUGCAGGGAGGGGGCAUGCAUCAAGACUGGCGAAUAACAGCAGAGGACAGAGCGAAGCAUGAUAAUCAGUUCAACCAACUCAAGCCAGUCAAUGGCUUUAUUACUGGUGAGGCUGCUAGAGGCUUUUUCAUGCAGUCAGGACUGCCGCCACAAGUACUAGGCCAAAUAUGGACACUAUCUGACAUGAACUCUGAUGGGAAACUUGACAAGCUGGAGUUCUCCAUCGCCAUGUACCUCAUCAAGAAGAAAUUGAGCAAGGGGGAGCUUCCAAGGACCCUACCGGCCAGUCUGAAGCAGGCCCCGGCUCCUGCCAUGCCUGGCUUUGGGGUCCAGCCAAUGGGAAUGGUGAGACCAAUGACAGGGUUUGGUACCAUGCCUGCAGGAGGGAUGCCAGGUGUAGGGGGGAUGUCGGUUCCAGCGAUGUCUGCCCAGGGGAUGCAGCCGGGCAGUUUCAACACUCUACCUAACAGACCAACACCAAAUAUGGGAGGUUUUGGAGCAGGCUCUGCCCAGCAGAAUGCACUGGCAAGAGCUACUGCAGUGCAGGGUUCGCCAGAGAGGGCACGGUCAUCCUCUAUAAACGCCGACUGGGGUGUACCUCAUAACUCGAAGCUCAAGUUCACCCAGAUGUUCAACACCCAGGAUAGGACUAGGAGCGGGUUCCUGACAGGAGCCCAGGCUAGGAAUGUCCUGGUCCAGUCUGGUCUGGGUCAGGCCCACCUUGCACAAAUCUGGGGUCUCUCUGAUGUCGACAAUGAUGGGAGAUUGACUUGUGAGGAGUUCUGUGUGGCACUUCACCUUGUUGACCUGGUCAAGGCUGGGAAACCCCUCCCUGCUAAGCUACCACCUGACCUUGUACCCCCUUCCUACCGGCGAGGCCGCUCCUCCAGCUUGACCUCAUCGGGGGCGGGAGGGGCACCCCCUACCCCCGCUCCGGCUCCCGCCAUGCCCACCCCGAGCAUGAUGGCCAGUAUGGGGGGUAUGCCUCCUGCACCUAUGGUUGGUGGCAUGCCUCCCAUGGGAGGGGCAAUGAUGGGUGCUGGUAGUGGUGGUGGUGGUGUUACAAUGCCUGGUGCUAUGCCAGGUGUUAUGCCUCCUCAAGGAGGGUUUGGGGCUAUGGGGGCCCCUCUCUCCCCUGCCCUCGUCAAGCAGCAGAGCGUGGACGAGCAGCAGCCUCAAGAAGAAGAAAAGAAAUUCACUCCAGUAUCGUUUGAAGACAGAAAGAGACAGAACUUUGAGAAAGGUCAGCAGGAGCUUGAAAGACGGAGGGCAGCGCUGAGAGAAGUCCAAGAAAGAGAAAAGGAAAGGCAAAGGGAGAUUGAAAAGCAAGAGCAGGAGAGGAAAGAAAGAAUAAGGUUAGAGCAGGAAAGGCGGAGGCAGCUGGAGUUGGAGAGAAUGAUGCAGAAGCAAAGAGAAAUCGAAGCUGAGAGAGAAGCCCAAAGGUUAAAGUUAGAACAGCAAAGAGAGGCCGCAAGGAGAGAGCUGGAGAGACAGAGGCAGAUGGAGAUUGAGAGACAGAAGAGACAAGAACUGGAAGCCAAACGGAUAAAGUCCCAGGAGGAGGUUUGUCACCUCAAGGCCACCAACAAGACGUUAGCAUGUGAAAUUGAAACUCUGGAGGACAAGAAGAACGAGCUGAAUAAAAAGAUUAACGAGAGUCAGAACUAUGUGCAAGAACACCAGACAUCAAUCAUACUGAUGGGACAGAAUAGGGAUGUCAAGGUUGCCGAGAUAGACCAACUCCAGCAGAGAAUAAAGGAAUUACGUCAGUUGAAGCAACAGAGAGCUCAACAGAAGGAUGAACUACAGGUCCAAGCUAAGAAACUAAAUAUCAACACCCAAGUCUCGGAUACAUAUGCUGCAGUGAUGACUAGCUAUGACAACAAACAAAAGACUCUCGUGAGGAUGAGGGCUGCUCUGGAGGAGGUGGAGAGAAAAACCGCUGCCAGUCUCCAAGACACGGACUCCAACCAUUCAAAACUUGCUGAAUUGAAAGCGAACCUGGUGAGAGAUCAAAACGAGACGGAUCAGCUGCAGAAGCAGCUAAAAGCCAAGAUGGCCGACUUCAGCACGAUCAAGAAACGCCUUGAGGACCAGAAGAAGCUCUCACUCAUUAAACAGAACCAACAGAAUGAAAAAAUAAGGCAAGACGCAUUGCAAAAGAAGAAGGAGGAGGACGAGAGUAAGAAGAAGUUCGAUGCCAUCAGGUUAGCCCAGCAGCGAACGGAGAAAGAGAACGCAGAGGCGGAGAAGAGGAGAAAAGAAGAGGAAGAGAAGAAGAAGAAACAAGAGGAGAGUUCGAAGAAAGCUGAUCCAUUUGCUGCCUUUGGCUCAAGUGAGAAUGACCCAUUUUCUUCAGGCUUUGACGGUAAUGAAGUUAUAAAAACCGAUCCAAACGACCCAUUUGCUGCAUUCUCAGGUACUGGCUCAGUGCAAUCAACCAAAUCAGAUUCAGAGAAGAAAGAUCCAUUCGGAGCUUUUGCAGACUUCAGCAACUCCACCUUUGACUUUGGUCAACCCUUCAAGCCACAAUCGUCCACAACUUCCAGUAGUGCAACAACAACAUCAUCAACUAGCGCAACAAGCCCUGCCAGUCUUGCCACUUCUUUCACGCCAACACCUCAACCACGAACAGUAACAGCACCAGCUACAGUCAAGCAACCCUCUCCGGCAGCCUCGUCGCAGCAGAGUCCAUAUACGAUUCAACCAACGGUCGAGGCCGUCGUUGCCUCCCAGCCUGAGAAGAAAGAAGUGGAAGAACAGCCUUCGGGGGCAAAGAUCUCUGCUGCUGUGAAACCGGCCCCACUUCCCAAAAAUCUCAAGACGGUUCUUUCGCAGUAUAAAGCCCUUUAUCAGUUUGAUGCGGAGGGUCCUGAUGAGUUGUCCGUCAAGCCAGGAGACAUCAUCCUGGUUGGUAAGAACCAAGGGGGUGAACCCGGCUGGCUUGGAGGUGAACUGAACGGAAAGACGGGAUGGUUUCCUGAGAACUAUGCGGAGAAACUACCGUCCCCGCCUACCACGCCCAGGAAGCCAGAGAACGGCACCAUCUCCAAGACAGACGCCCCUUCUUGGGCCAGCUUUGGCGACACAAAGAUGAGCAUUGAGGUGAAGCAGCAGUCCGCUCCAACCCCUGCAGCAGUCUCUGCCGCUCUAUCCGCCUCGGCCAGCCUGACCACCUCUGCUCCGGCACCCUCCAGUCUCACCCCCUCUCCAGCUCCAGACACGGCUCCGGUGGCAACGUCCAGUCCGUCACCUGCCCCUGCACCUCAGGAACCAACCACUCCCCAUUCCACACCCGUCUCAGAAUUAGAGUCCGCUCCAGCAGCCCCCUCCUCCUCACGAUCCGUUGCGGCGUUGACUGCUGCCUUCUCCGCCGCCGCAGAGGCCAGUGCCAUCCCGCAGGUCAGCAAGCCAAAGCCAAUCGAGAAGGAACCAGCUACCAGCUCUGUGCAGGGAGCUACAGACGAGCCAGUGUAUGAUGUGAUUGGAGAGAGUGAUUCUAAGGUAGCAGCAGCUGAUAGUCAAUCCUCAUUCACCAAGGUUGUACCGCAGACAGGGUCCACUCCAUCACCUGUUCCAAAUCAGGGUACAAUACCCCCAGCUGGAACCCGGGUAAAGGCCCUGUAUGACUGGGACGCCAAGAAGGACAAUCACCUGUCUUUCAAAGCCGGAGACACCAUCACCGUCCUGGAGAAGCAGGAUAUGUGGUGGUCCGGGGAGAUGGACGGCAGACGGGGCUGGUUCCCUAAAGCUCACGUCCAGUUCCUUGAUGAGGCAACACCCGAGGGCAAGGGCCACAGUUUCCGCAACUCCGGUGACAUGGAUGCCAUCUACGCCAACACCCCUAAACCCCAAUCCGAGGAUCCGUUCGCCCUGUACGCAAAUACCCCAAAGGUGACCAAGCAACCGAGCCCUCCUCCGACGUCUCUUCAGCAACCAGUGCAACCCGAUCCAGCGGUUGCUGCACCCGCGGUGGCUGUGGCAGCUGCACUGGAUAAUAGCGCCCCUCAACAGGUGGAUGCUGGGGGAGAGAAGUCUGAGGAGUGUGUGGCUCUGUACACGUACUCUUCGGACGAGCCGAGCGAUCUUGCGUUUGAGGCUGGGGAGCGCAUCACCGUCACCAAGAAAGAUGGAGAAUGGUGGACGGGUAAGAUCGGAGGAAGGGAAGGCAUCUUUCCUUCUAACUAUGUCCAGACGGCACAGCCAGAGGGUCAGGGUUCAUCGUCCGGCGUUGGUCCAUUCCUCGCUCCAGGCAUACCAGCUGAUGUUGCAUCAAAGUCUGGAUCUCUGUCAAGGAAACCAGAGAUAGCUAAAGUCCUUGCAUCGUACGAAGCGACGGGUGCAGAGCAGCUGAGCCUGACCGCAGGGCAGCUCAUCAUGGUCAGGAAGAAGAACGCUAGCGGGUGGUGGGAAGGUGAACUGCAGGCAAGAGGCAAGAAACGCCAGAUUGGGUGGUUCCCUGCCAAUUAUGUGAAGUUAAUGGAAACGGGCGGCAAGCCCACUCCGGGCGAGACUUCAAAAUCACCAAGUAUCCUGUCUCCACCUACGCAAGCAAAUCAGAGGUUAACGCCAGGUAUCGAUAUGGUAUGCCAGGUGAUUACCAUCUACCCGUACACGCAGCAGAACCAAGACGAACUCUCCUUUCAGAAGGGCAUGGUCAUCAAUGUCCUAAAUAAGGAGGAUCCUGAUUGGUGGAGAGGGGAGCUGAACGGCACUGAGGGCGUCUUCCCGUCCAAUUAUGUUCAAGAGCUUGGGGAUAGCAAAAGUGCUCCCGCCGUUGACUAACCAAGUAUCCCGGUCUCUUAGCAUACCACUCUUUACAAAAAAGAGCAUUUAAGACCCACUACCAAACUUAUACCUGGAUUGAGAAAUUGAACCCGGUGCAAAAAAAAUAACCCUCUAUGGAAGUAUCUGGAUAUACAACUCGACCCGAGAGGCACUGAGACGGGAACAACACCAGUCUUGGACUUCUCUUGAUGGCCUCUCUUUGGACAACCUUCGGAACUGCUUCACCCACCUUCGAGUCCUCGUGCUUAUAUGAUCACUGUUCAGUCAGCACUUGUGUGCAUCAUUCAGAGUUGUGUUUGGUAGUGGGUCUCAGAUGCUCUUGACCGUUCCCAUACUAAUGUGCUAGUCACCAGUGAUAGAGUUCUGCCGCAGUCACACCUACGAAACCGACCCUGAACCGACCGAUGAAAUGCCAGUGGAAAUAACGCAGUAGUUUCCCAUCGGUCCGGAGUGGGUGUGACUGAGCAUUAGCUAGGUCUAGGCUUAAGCUAUUUCUCUUGAUACUGAAUCUAUCCCAAACUGCUUGCAGAUCUGCGUGAGUCCGAAGCAGUCCUUUCUGACAGACAUUGAAAGCGUAUGUCCUUGACCUGAAACCCACUACCAACCAAAAUUCUUCUGCCAUUAUUCAUGUCGCUACAGUAAAGGGGCCAUUCCACUAUGCCAAUCUUGCUACGAUUUGGCAAACCUACAGAUCGGGAACCUUCUUCACCUGAGUCAGCGAAAAGUUCUGUGUCGGAACAAAAAUUGCCGAAUUGAGCGGGGGCUUCAUUACGUCUACCCUGUUAGUACAUCUGAAAAGUCGUGGUUGCGAUAAUCCCAUGACUACGCGCCGUGUCGUUUGCGCUGUUCCCGCCCAUCCCGAUUCAAAAUGCUUGUUUUGUGCUCAGGAAUAUUAGCCGGAGAUGUAUUUAAAUUCAUGUUGAUCUGAAUAAAUGCCAGCUUUCACCCUGUCCUUAAAAUGAUAUUGCUACGCUGCUCCUGAUUUCGACCAAUUCUUAUCUUGCACUCCAUCGAUCCAUCAGGAUGGAUCAGGGUUUAAGAUCGCGGUAGUGGAAUGGCCCCUUAAUCCUUGCUUAAAGGAUGAUAAGAAUGGUAAAACUAAGCUUGGUUGCAUUAUGACCUAAAGUUACAUAGAUGGCUUUGAAUUUGUUUCCCAAAGUCAUGGUGAAAUCUCUGUAUUGAGCUAAUUUCAUGCAGCGUGUAUUUUCUGAAAGAGUCCAGUAAUGAUUUGCACUCUUUUGUAACAGCGCAAUAAUAAUUUAAUUAGCCCAUUAUUCGUUAACAUACACAGUAGUCAUUUAUUGCUGUUGACAUUUGUUUAUUUUGAAACUUUUUUUUAGAUUAAAGGGCCCAGCCACUGACAAAUCAUGGGGAAAUUGAAUCAAUACGAUAUUUGCAAAAGGCCAAUUGACUUGCAUAAUAUAAUCUGUCCGUCAUGAGCGCCCGUCGGACUAAUGCGAUAAAAGUUUGGACAGCACGAAUUUGACCAAACUCGUGAUGGUUAUUUACUUCGGAUCGUCGCAGUUCCAGUUUCCAACAAUCCCAAUUCCUAGACUCAUAACAGGUCUCUUGAUUGCGAAACAAAAAUAAAUAACCUCUCUGAAGUUAUGUACAUGUUUCAAAGUGAAAACAUGCUGUUUACUUCUGGUUGGUUAGUCUACUAACUAUUGCUCUCCUAAAGACCUCCCAGACAUGCCGGCGUCUAUUACAUAACACCCCCAGGCAUGCAGCCGAGUGAAAGACUUGAAUCCCUUCUCUGUUCUGAGAUAAGCCUUGAUUUCCCCAUGAUUUGUCAAUGAAAGGUCGCUUUAAUAUCACUUAAGCAGCAGUGGAAAGUAUGAGUAACAUCUAUUUCAUCAGGCCCUAACUUUGGGUUUGAUAGGAAUGUAUUACAUACAUGAAAUAGUGUUUUAUUACUAAAAGUUAUUGUCCAUUAUUAGUCUCAAUCUAAUGUAGUUGUUUUUUUCUUAUGUAGAUUGAUUCUUAAUAAUGAAAUAAGUUUAUUGUUCAAUCCAUUUUGAUUUUAUGCUUGAAAAACAAAUAUUUUUUUUAAAUGUCUGUAAAGAUUGUAUUUUAAAAUUUCAAGUAAUAUAUUGCAGGUUGUAUCAUUCCAUUCUUUAAUGAAAUAAUGCAAUUAAAACAAAAUAGGUAGCACUGAUCCUUCAUUGAUUUUAAAGUGUGCACCUAUAUGUGGGGUUUGUUUCCAUAGCUUUGUAGUCAACUUGAAUAUCCGCUUUAGAUGUUGUGUAUUUUUGGGGGAAACUGCUGGGAAGGUAAUUUUCACAACAGUGAUGUGUCAUAAAUCUUUUGUGAAGUUGAUUUUGUUAACCCACUGGAAUGUGAACUGUCAGGUUUAGAGACCAAGUGUUUGCUGGUACAGGUUUCCCAAUUUUAAUUUUUGGUGGCCAAAAAAAUGCAUUCUAUCAUUAAAAUGACAUUCGAGUACAAAUGACUAAUGGUCAACAUCUGCACUUGUAAUUCAACUUGAAUUUUAUGUGAUUACACAGUAAAAACGUUGUUUUAAAUUUUUAACAAAUGAAUGCUUAUUACUAUAUGAAUCAGACAGUAGUGUAUAUCAACAGUUUAAAUAACCAUGCUUAAUUUAUUGAGAAUUAAAUAUUAAAAAUCAAAAUUUGUUGUUUACGAUUUUAAACACAAGUUUGUUUAAACGAUUCAUAUAGUGAGCAAUGUUGUUUGC
Messenger RNA from Lytechinus pictus (painted urchin), 7692 nucleotides. Its product is annotated as intersectin-1-like. Gene Ontology annotation, cellular component: presynaptic membrane; intracellular vesicle; cytoplasm. The transcript is spliced from 32 exons. The coding region runs from base 204 to 4991 and encodes 1595 amino acids. The record is from RefSeq and is a predicted model, not a curated record. Gene Ontology annotation, biological process: clathrin-dependent synaptic vesicle endocytosis; endosomal transport. Gene Ontology annotation, molecular function: protein binding; calcium ion binding; molecular adaptor activity. NCBI's taxonomy places the organism in Eukaryota, Metazoa, Echinodermata, Echinoidea, Temnopleuroida, Toxopneustidae.